GAACAGAGAGAGACGGAGAGAGACGGAGAGAGAGGGAGAGAGCAACUCUCAGAAAAAGCAAAAGGGGAAGUCUGCAAAUAAAGGGAGAGGAGGAGAAACGCUAGAAACCACAUGUGGCUGUUAGAAGCCAUAAUCCAGCUAUGGAGCGAGACAGAAUCGCUGCCCUGAAACGCUCAUUUGAAGUGGAAGAUGUGGACUCUUCCUCGCACUCUUCAUCGCCUCAUACACGGCGAGCACCAUCCAAUGUUCAGCGUUCAGCCAUGUCACCGACCAGCGGACGGUAUUAUGAGCUGGGCUCCAAUGGUACCAAGCCUCCUGACACCUCAAAGCCCAAAGCUCGAACCCCUGAACCUGUGUCACGUAGAACAGAGCUAGGCUUUGACAUCUCAUCCAACAACAAUGGCAAAUCUACUGAAGGCUCUCCCAGUCCUGGCACUGCUCGGUUUGGGCUGAGGAGGCCAGAUGUCUUGAGCAGUAAGAUGCCUGAGACGCAGAAGCACUCAGUCACCUUUAGCAAGACACUGGAGACAAUUGCCCCCAUCACACGUUCAGCAUCUACCAUCGUUCCUCAUGCCAGUGCUAAACUCCCAGAGACCACCUUCAGGAAAAGCGAGCCACCAAGCCCUGCAGAUGGAUCAGCAAGAAAGCCUGAAAUCAUUGUCACCAAAUCAACAGACACUAAAGGUCAUGACAGUCUUCACCAUCCACCAGUUACAACAAGAUGUCCAUCACCUAAUCACGUUGGACGGAAAUCCCCUAGUUCUGACAAGCAAAGGCCAGAGGUCAUUACAAGUUCUUACGGCAAUAUGGCAGAUGUAGGAAAGACACCUGUGGCACGGAAUGAGAAGACAAACAAUGACUUUGGCUAUGUGGGCAUUGAUGCCAUCUUGGAACAGAUGAGGAGGAAAGCCAUGAAACAAGGCUUCGAGUUUAACAUCAUGGUAGUGGGUCAGAGUGGUCUGGGUAAAUCUACGCUGAUGAACACUCUUUUUAAAUCUAAAGUGAGUCGCAGAUCUUUGAUGAAAACAGAAGAAGAGCGAAUUCCUAAGACAAUUGAGAUCAAGUCCAUCAGUCAUGAUAUUGAGGAGAAAGGAGUGAGGAUGAAGUUGACUGUCAUUGACACUCCAGGUUUCGGAGACCAGAUAAACAAUGAGAACUGCUGGCAGCCCAUCAUGAAGUUCAUUAAUGCACAGUACGAACAGUAUUUACAGGAAGAGAUCAACAUUGAAAGGAAGAAGAGGAUCCCAGAUUCACGAGUCCACUGCUGCAUAUAUUUUAUUCCUCCCACUGGACACUGUUUGAGGCCAAUUGACAUUGAGUUUAUGAGACACCUAAGUAAAGUGGUGAACAUCGUUCCUGUUAUCGCCAAGGCAGACACACUCACCCUGGAAGAGAGAGAUUUCUUCAAACAGAAGAUACGAGAGGACUUGCGAGCCAAUGAAAUUGACAUCUAUCCUCAAAAAGAGUUUGAUGAGGAUGCAGAGGACAGAAUCAUAAAUGAGAAGAUCAGGGAGAUGAUCCCAUUUGCUGUGGUGGGAAGUGAUCAGGAAUAUCAGGUCAACGGAAAAAGACUUCUGGGCAGGAAAACAAGAUGGGGGACAGUAGAAGUUGAGAACACCGCACACUGUGAGUUUGCCUACUUGCGGGACCUGCUCAUCAGAACUCAUAUGCAGAACAUCAAAGAUAUCACAAGCAGCAUCCAUUACGAGAUGUACCGCGUACGCAGACUCAAUGAGAAUAACACGCAUCCAAACGGGCAACAAGCCAUCAACGCGAAUGGCGUACCUGAGCAUGAAGUCCUCUCCCAUGAGAUGUAGACCAUCCACCCAUCCAUCAAUCUGUCCCUCCAUCUAUCUUUUUUUUUUUUUUUCAAUCCCUCAAUUCUCAACAGUCUCUUCCUCGGUUCAUUCUGACUGGCUGUGUGUGGACUAUUGUUUUUUUAACACCAAAAAAUAUUUCCGAUCUGUGGAAAAUGAAUCUUUAAGUGUGGAGUAAAAUGUGAUGUUCUGUAAUGAAUUUCAUUAAAGAUGUGUUACUGUUUUUGUUUAAGUUUUAAGUUGUCAUUUAUGUUAACAGCUUAGAGCUCUGAAAAAUGUCAUCUGUCAGAAGUUAAACACAGCAUAUGCUUAAAGCUCUCUCACUUAAUCAUUACAAAUUAGUGGUUAAAUUGCAGUUUAAAUAAAAUCAUGCUUUAUGGCUAUACUGGGCAUAAAAAUGAAGAGCUCUAAAGCAUAAAAGAAUACGAAUAAAUCAUGUUUUUCGCUAUUUAAAAAUAUAAUGAAACGAAGUAAAGUGGAAAAGGAUCCUUAGUUUAUUGCAGGACUUCUGACUGUGUAGUCACACACUUAUAGGCAAGAGUUUUGAUCCUGAUUAAAGCAUUGUCAGAGGAACAUUUUAGUUGAGUAUAACCAUAAUGCAGUUUUAGUAUCGCCCUGUUUAGUAGUGACUUUGCCCUGUGCUGUAUCUUUACCAAUCUAAAAUUUUCAUGUACUUGUUGCCAUGCCAUGUUUGCAUUUUUUUAAGCAUUGCUCAUUUAUUUUGUCAUAGUAAUUAUUGUUGUGCUUUUUAAUUGUAAAGGCCUUGACAUUAAAUGUUCAUUUUGUUUUUUAUUUGUAAAGGGUUCUGUAUUUAUAUGCAGCAUCAUGUCACCCAAAUGUUAUAGUGUGGCCUUUGUACGUCAAAUGUUUAAAUUUCCAGAAUAGCACCACAGUGACCCAAAGCACCUAUACUUAACUUUUUUUUUUGUUUGUUUGUUUUUUUUUUCUUUUGCAACU
Molecule: messenger RNA, 2774 nt
Organism: Carassius auratus (goldfish)
Lineage: Eukaryota; Metazoa; Chordata; Actinopteri; Cypriniformes; Cyprinidae
Gene: septin9b
Product: septin 9b
Exons: 12
Coding region: 141-1817 (558 amino acids)
Molecular function (GO): GTP binding
Source: RefSeq, a predicted model, not a curated record